This is a messenger RNA of Gambusia affinis (western mosquitofish), 4118 nucleotides long. It is a transcript of the gene map7d2b, whose product is annotated as MAP7 domain containing 2b. The record is from RefSeq and is a predicted model, not a curated record. Lineage: Eukaryota; Metazoa; Chordata; Actinopteri; Cyprinodontiformes; Poeciliidae. Gene Ontology annotation, biological process: microtubule cytoskeleton organization. Gene Ontology annotation, cellular component: microtubule cytoskeleton.
UUCGAAAAUAUUUUAUUUGAACAAAAUACAAAUUUGUCCCCGUUUUUAUUCAAAGAUAGAACACAUUACCUUCUUUUUACUAGAUAAACUUCCUCUUAAUUAUUUUGUCUCGAUAUAAUGUAUAUACUUUACAUAAAAAGUAAAAAAAAGAUGUUAGCUUAAUUUUGAGCAGUUAGCUUAUUUCAUUUGAUACAAAAACCUUAAAUAUGGUUAAAAUACUGUCAUUAUUUUUCGGUAAAGCGCAGUGAAAACUGUACAGGGUUAAAUAGAGGUAAUGUUUGACAGCUCCCCCUCCCUUUUCUGUCUCUCCUCUCCUAGAUCUGUUAUUCUUCGUAUUUUCUCUGAGUCACUGUGUCGGUCGAACCGAACCGGAGCUGUUCAGCAAUUUUUCCUGGUUCUGUCUGGCUCCUGUGGUAAAUACAUGAUGACUCAGGUGGUUCCGAGGCGUGUUGACAUGGCAGCUUUGGUUCCUCCUCCUGCAACACUGACCAGCAGCCGGCAUGCAUCACCUGUUCAGUCACCGUCCAGCCCUACAGGUUCUCAGCUGAAUUUAUUUAAAGAAAGACAAGAGAGCAGACAGAGAACACAAGAGCGGUCGCUGCAGAAUAAGGAGCGGCGCGCGCAGCAGCAACUGGAGCGCUGCGCCGAGGAGCGAGGCAGGAAGAUGGAGCAGCAGAGGAGGAAGGAGCAGCAGCGCCGGGCGGCGGCCCAGGAGAAGAGACGGCAGCAGCAGGACGCAGAAAAGGAGAGGCUGGAGGCCCUGGUGCGCCGGAGAGCCGGGGGCGCCGAGCGACGCGGCGGCGGUGGCUGCGGCGGCGUGGAGGCCUGGGAGCAGCUGGACAACAGGCCCAAACGCUGGACCUGGGGCGGGCCGCCCGACGGAGCCGAAGGUAACCCUCAGACCCCGCCCCGCCAUGCCAUUGGCUCCGCUCAGCCCAAUGAGCUUCCUGCCGCUUCCAGCGCCAGCCAAUCCCGUAACGUAGUUGACUUCUUGUCUCCACCAACGAUGGAUCAGCCAAUCAACAAACAGCUUUCCAGCUCCUCAGCGGCUCUCGACUCCCCAGAGAGAGUGUCCUCUGUGUCCCGUCGAACAGCUUCCCCCAACAACAACAGAUCCUUCAGGAGUUCCUCCAACCGCAGAAGCAUCGCCGGAUUCCCCGAGGAAAAAGCCAAAACACCAACGGGGGAGACACCCAACACUCCAGUCCGUAGUUCUUCCUUUAAGGCCAACAGUAAAGGCCACGCUGCCUCGAAGCGGGUGAGGUCCAAUCGGAGCCGCGCCCAGUCGCCCUGCUCCCCUGGACAGUACCCCCCCUCCCCGCUGCGGCAGAGGGCCCCCACCCCCGGCGGCGACGACAGGGGCAACAACGAGAACAAAGGUCACGGCACUCUGGAGAGGAAAUCUGCCAAAUCUGAAGCUCCAGACAACAAGAAGCUCAGCAAAUCCAGCAGCAGAGAGCUGAACGCAGAGUCACCAGGCACGCCCAGCGGCCGCAGCGUUGGCGGGACCACGGAUGCCGAGGAGGCGUCCCGGCUGCUGGCGGAGCGACGGCGUCUGGCCCGGAUCCAGAAGGAGCAGGAGGAGAGGCAGCGGCAGGAGGAGGAGAGGCUGAAGGCGGAGGAGGAGCAGAGGAGGCAGGAGGAGGCCAGGGAGCGCCAGGAGAGAGCGGCACGGGAGGCCGAGGAGGAGAGAGCGAGGAAGGAGGAGGAGAAGAGGAGCAGAGAGGAGGAGGAGAGACGACAGAAGGAGCAGAGAUGGAAGAACAUGCAGGACCAGCUGGACAGAGAGCGGGAGGAGGCCUUCCUGCGCGCGCAGAGGGAGGCUGAGAGGAAGAGGCAGGAGAGGGAGCUGCUGCACAUCCAGGAGGAGCAGGAGAGGCAGCAGAGGAAGAAGAGAAUUGAAGAGAUUAUGAAGAGGACGAGGAAGAGCGAAGUGGAUCCUCCAUCUGGAGCAUCAGCGUGUGAUGCUAAAGCUGAAGCUGUUGGCGCCUCAGAGGAAGACGCUCCGACUCCGGCUGAAGCCCCCGUCAUCAUGCUGGGCCCCCUGGAGAAUAAAAGCUUUGUGGACGAGCUUUCUGAUGGAGUCCAGUCCAUGGAUGUCAGUUCUCCAUCUGUCUCCAUCAGCCCCGUCUCCAGGGACGAGCAGGCCAGCGCUCAGGAGUUCUCCCCGGUGGCCGAGGGGCCCGACGGCUACCCGCCCGACCCGCCCAUGGACCUGGACGCCCCGGGGCGGGGACGCCCUGGAGCCGACACGCCGCCGUACCCCAGGCUGCAGGCCGGCAGCGGGGUGGGAGACCUCAACAAGAACCUGCUGAUCCAGGCGUACAGCGCCGCCUCUGAGUCCGCGCAGCUCAUCCACAGCGUCGGCCCGAGCAAACUGGACGUUUAACACCGGAGCUACAACAGGAGCAACCACAGCCACCUCCCUCUGCAGCAGUAGUCAUCCUUCCCACCAGAAACAAAGUUUAGCAUCUGAUCUUUCAUCCGUGUUUCCGAACCGCACCGGAGGCAGCGCAGACGGGGAAGUCCAACUCACAGAAACAUGCUAAUGAUGUGAAGUUUAUGUUUCUGACUGAAAACAAACACUCCUGCCUGCUCAGCAACGUAUUUAUGACAUGAACAUGUGAAGGUUCGGGUGUUUAAACUGUAAAAGCUCAUCCAUAAAUCAGGUUCUGAUGAAGCCCGGUUUGCAUCAGCUUCUCCAAACGUUGUAAAUAGAUCCGACUGCAGGACGAUCAGCAGAGUCGCUCCGACGUGUAGCAUCUCCGAGCCGGACUAGCCGGCCGUGUCGUUCCACAAAGUGUCGGUGUUUUCUGACGGUGUUUACCUUCAAACUGCUGGCAGACGCACCCGAGUCUGCAGAGGACGACGGCGACUUUGGGCCUCAGCAGAUGGAGGAAAAAAAGUAAAUUUACACCAAAAAAUCUCUGAAAAUUUCUAGAAAAGACAAGAAAAUGUCUGAGUUUGAAAUGUUAAAAUUUGCUACAAAAAACUUUUAGGUAAAUCAGAAGUUUUCCAGAAAAAUGUGGAAGUUUUUAAAUUCGAAAAGUUGCAAAUCUGCUACAAAAAUCUUGGAAGUUUCAAGGUUUCCAAAGUGAAAACAUUUCAGCUUUUGAAACUCUGAAAUUUCUGUUUCUGCUAAAAAAUAAAAUCUGAGAUUGAUUUAAUUUUUUGUUUGUUUUUUCUUGCAAAUGUUCUAUUUUUCAAACUCAGAAAUAUCCUUGUUUUUUUUCUUUCCAGAAAAUUUCUGAGAUUAUUCUCAAAGUUCCUGAGUUUUUUUGUUGCUUAUUUUUUCAAACUCUAAAAUUUCCAUGUAUUUUUUUGUAGAACUUUUCUGAGAUUAGUCUCAAAAUUUGUGAGUUUUUGGUAGAAAUUUCCUCCUCUUGUUUCUGUCGACGCCGGCCCUGAUUCGCUGCUUCAGGGGAGAAACUCCCAGCAGACGGUCAUAUAGACAUGCUAACACGUAGCCUGUAGCUUUGGUCUCGCUGCUGCUUCUCGUUCCACCUGCAGGGGAAACGGAGGGGAAACAGCUCCGUGUUUCAUGUUUUUUUCUGCAGGAUGAAGAUGUAAAGUGUAAUUGUCUGGCACUGACUGUAACCACACAAGCUGCAGUUUCUGGCGCACGCAGACGGUAGUUACGUUUCACAUCCGCACCUCACCGCCCGUCACCUCUGAGGCCUUUAAACCUCUGUGCAUCAUCUCACUGAUAGUUUCUGCAAUAAUCCAGAAACCAAUAAUCUGAACCUACAACUGACUUUAAUUAUUUACCAGCAGCUCAGACUUUAAAAGAUGGAUAAUUAUGAUGUUUUCUUUAAAAUUCAUUAUUUAUUCCAAAGGGUUUAACAGACUGGGAUGUACAGCUCUGUGCUGGGAGAAAAAACAGCCGUUACUUUUGAAUUUCAGUGCAUUUAUUAACAUUUCUCUCACCUUCGGCUCGUCUUUCUCCAUAAAUUUGCACAUCAUUGAAACCAGUUGGUCCCCAUGUAUAAACAUAAAGGACUUAGCAUUUAUCCUAAUAAUUAAACUCUGUGACACUGCAGCUUGGUGGAAUAUAUCAUUGUAGAUGUGGUGCAUGGAUACUUGCUGAAAAAGAACAAUAAACGUCAUCAAACCAUUUC